AUGAGUAAUUAUGAAGACAUGGAAACUAUAGAGGAAGGCUCUACUUUUAGAAAUUGGGAUGAAGCAAAAACGGCUAUAUAUCUUUAUGCCAAUAAAAAAGGAUUCAAUUUAUGUAAAUCUAGAAAUAAAAAACAUGAAGGAGGAGAGCUGCGUAAAAGAACUUUUAUUUGUGAAUUUUCAGGAAAACCUCAAAAAAAGAAAACAAAUAGACCAUCAAAAUCUAAAAAAAUUUCAUGUCCUUGGCAUAUCAAUUUAUCUUUACCGGCACAAAAUAAUCAUGAAAAUUUAGUCAAAAUCACAAAUGAAGGUGGAGCAGCUACACAACGAAAAUAUUUACAUGCCAAAUAUCCAGGUCAUCCACUAUCUAAUCAAGAUUUAUCUAAUGCCAUUAUGCAAUAUAAACCAUCUAAAGAAGAUCAUAACACUAUCAUGAUGCUUAAGUAUCUAAUCAAACAAAAAGAAAAUUCGGAAUGGAAGGUAUAUUAUGAUUUUGAACCUGAUAACGAUAUUGCAGAAAAUUUCGAAUGGAUAUUGAAAUGCACAUUAGAUGCUACUAAAGUUGAGCCAAAAACGAUUAUCACAGAUAUGGAACGUGGCAUGGAUACUGCCGUAGAAUGUGUGUAUCUUAAAGCUUGGCAUCGACAUUCGACGUGGCACCUAUCUUUAAAUUUAGAAAAUAACGUAAAAAUAAAACUUGGACCAAAGUAUCAGGAAUUCCUCUAUGAUUUUUUUGCAUGUCGAAAUUCUUUACAGGAAGAAAGCUUUCAAAAAAAAUGGGAUUAUUUAAUUGGAAAUUAUUUAGAAAUUGCUGAUUAUCUAACCAAUACAUUAUAUGAAAGCAAAAAGUAUUGGGCAAAAGCUUUGAUCGAUGAAACUUUUACAGCAGAUAUUGAUUCGAAUUAUGAACUUAUCCAUGAUCCUGUAAAACAAGCAUUGAUCAAUUCAAAUGUUGUAAUUGUCGAACUGAUUGAUUAUAUUAAUGAUCGAAUCGAAAAACAGUUUUAUGAAAAAUAUGAUCGAGAACUAAUUGAAUGGUCGAGUUAUAGAACUAGAGAUGAUAUAAAUAAUGCAAUUGAACAUGCUUUAUCACCUUAUAAUAUAAAUAAUUAUUUAUCACCAGCUUGUGCAAAGUUACAACUUUGUGAAAUAGAACUUUCUCGUGAAAUUGUUGCCAAAAAAUAUGAUAUCGGAGUGAUCGAAAAGAAAAGCAUGGAGGAAAUUGAAGAAAUAGGGCUUAAUUUUCCUUUAGAAAACGAUUGUUAUGCUAAACAAAUUUCACUCAAGAAAUUAUUUUCAUGGAUUGACACGAAAAACAUUAACGAAACGUGGUCCGUUGAUUGUAAAGUUAGUAGUUAUUAUGACCAUACAAAUUAUAUUUUAUUGAUGAAUGAUGGAAGUCAUUUAUGUACUUGUUUAAGAAAUAUUUAUUAUGGCAUAAUUUUUAGACAUUAUUUUCAGGUUAUGAAUCACACACAUAAAGCCAAAUUUCAUAUUACAAUGAUUUCGAAACGAUGGUACCAAUUUUAA
Funneliformis caledonium is the source of this 1527-nucleotide messenger RNA. The record is from the annotation of a GenBank genome assembly. Lineage: Eukaryota; Fungi; Glomeromycota; Glomeromycetes; Glomerales; Glomeraceae.